UCUAUUCAUCGAACAUGGAUUUUGUUAACUAAUGCACCACGAUGGUGCGGCGAUGUACUAGAUUUACGUCUGUUUUUGUGUUUUUGAUGGUCUGUGCCUCCCUGGUCAGUGUUAUAAAUGUAAGGCAAUUGGGCGUCUCCCUCAAAACGAAACUCCGCGUUGCAAAACUCUCAUUCGGUGCGGCUUCCGGUCUGAACAGUGAGAAACCAACGUGUGAUUCCAAAAGCGGAAACGACAACACAGGACGCAUUUGCAAUGACAAAACGCCAAACGUUAUCAGGGAAUUAACGUAUAAAUUAAGAGGAAACGGUUCUUUAGACUUUUGUCAGGCUGUUCCAGAUUCACUUGAAGGAAGACUUAACAUUUCCCUUGAGGCAAAACUACAAUCUACGUCGCCCCCGGUACUCCAGGAUGUGUCGCCAAGUGGCGCAUGGAGUCCGAAGAGUUGCGUUGCUAGGCAACGGAUAGCAAUCAUCAUACCUUUUCGCGACAGGCAGAAACAUUUGGACAUUUUAGUAUACAAUCUUGUUCCGGUAUUGAAACGACAAAAAGUGGCCUUCAGAAUAUUUGUGGUAGAACAGUUUGGCAACAAAACCUUCAACAAAGGUCGGCUUAUGAACAUCGGGUUUAUGGAAGCGCGGAAGCACGGUGAGUUUGACUGCUUUAUCUUCCACGACGUCGAUCUUAUACCGGAAGACGACAGGAAUAUGUACACGUGCUCUGCGAAUCCUCGUCAUAUGUCCCCGGCCGUGGAUGUCUUGCGUUAUAAAUUGCCGUACAUGGCGCUGGUGGGAGGGGUGCUCAGCAUCAAGGCACAACAUUUUUUCAAGAUCAACGGAUAUUCGAACCUUUACUGGGGCUGGGGCGCUGAGGAUGAUGAUAUGUUUUACAGACUGUCAGCCUCGAAGAUAAGUGUUUUACGCCCCCCUUUCAACAUUGGACGAUAUAAAAUGAUAAAACACGACAAAAACGAUGUUUCCACAGUCAGAUUGCACUUUUUGAAAACAGCGAAAACACGUUACUUAAAAGAGGGUCUCAAUACUUUGGAGUACAAAUUGGUUGAAACCCGGCUUGAGAAGUUGUAUACACGCAUAAUAGCGAAUGUGGGUGAUCCUCCGAAAAAUCAGACUGAAUAUCCUAAAGCGAAUGUGGGUGAUCCGCCGAAGAAUCAGACCGAACAUCCAAAAGCGAAUGUGGAUGAUCCGCCGAAGAAUCAGACUGAAUAUCCAAAAUCGAAUGUGGGUGAUCCCCCGAAAAAUCAGACCGAACAUCCAAAAGCGAAUGUGGAUGAUCCGCCGAAGAAUCAGACUGAAUAUCCAAAAGCGAAUGUGGAUGAUCCGCCGAAGAAUCAGACUGAAUAUCCAAAAGCGAAUGUGGGUGAUCCGCCGAAGAAACAGACUGAAUAUCCAAAAGAGACUGUGGGUGAUCCGCCGAAGAAACAAACUGAAUAUCCAAAAGCGAAUGUGGGUGAUCCGCCGAAGAAUCAGACCGAACAUCCAAAAGCGAAUGUGGAUGAUCCGCCGAAGAAUCAGACUGAAUAUCCAAAAGCGAAUGUGGGUGAUCCCCCGAAAAAUCAGACCGAACAUCCAAAAGCGAAUGUGGAUGAUCCGCCGAAGAAUCAGACUGAAUAUCCAAAAGCGAAUGUGGGUGAUCCGCCGAAGAAACAGACUGAAUAUCCAAAAGAGACUGUGGGUGAUCCGCCGAAGAAACAAACUGAAUAUCCAAAAGCGAAUGUGGGUGAUCCGCCGAAGAAUCAGACUGAAUAUCCAAAAGCGAAUGUGGGUGAUCCGCCAAAGAACUAGACUGAAUAUCCAAAAGCGAAUAUGGGUGAUACGCCUAGGAAUCAGACUGAAUAUCCCAUUGCGGUUGUGGGUGAUCCGCCAAGAAUCAGACUGAAUAUUCAAAAGCAGGUGUUGGUGAUCCGCUGAAGAAACAGACUGAACAUCUAUAAUCGGAUGAGGGUUAUCAACCGAAGAAUCAGACUAUCCAUUUUUAUAACAUAAGGCGUCCUAGGCGGUGUGUUGGAACAUAGCAAUUAUCUCUGUUCGCUACCUGCACUCAGUUAAGAAUAAAGUUGUCUUCCCUCGAAUUAUUCAUUGUGUUGAACGAACACUAAUGCACAGAGUACUAUGUACAAUUUCCGGGCAAGUAGAAAAUUAACUACAAAAGCUACGGCUAGCCACUAAGAGACUGUUUCAAGGUUGAAACAUCAGUUUAAAAAGCAUGGGAGCCUUAUCAUCUCUAAUCUCCACAGCUAGAGACCGUCAUUUAUGGGUUACCUUAAUUAAAGAUUUUCUUAAUGUUGAUGAACAAAGCAAUAUAACAUUAGCUGCACGCCAGCUACUUGAGGUUUGGCAUUGAGGGGAAAAGACAUGACAAUUGUUUGUUUUAUUGUGCCGAACCCACUGUAACGGGGAAGAUAAGCUAGUAAAUGUAACAUUUUGUCCUUCGAUUUAUCCGAAUGUUACACGUUGCCAAAUAUCAUAGCAUGUAAUGAUAUUCCAUGCAACAAAUAUGAUAAUUGCACACCUGCCAAUGUCAGGGUAUUUACACAUUUAUAUGAUGUUUUUUCUCAGUCUGAUGAACAUGCUCAUAUACCACUUUUAGUAGUUAGAGAUAUUAUUGUUGUCCAUCUUGGUUAAGACCAAAUCGUAGAUCCACAUAGAGCACCGUUUUCACAACGAUAAAGCUUAGACUGGGCUGUCAUUGUUGGUCUUUAUUUCGGCGACACAACCAAGUGAAUGUUAACAUGACUUAUUUAAUGGCAAAUGGUUAAGCAUCUUUGUUUAUGCCCUGUGAUUAUAUUUACGCAGUUGUCUAAAAAUUAGGUUUUAUGUAUGAUCUAGUGUUUUUGAAAUAUCCUGAUGAUAAUAAGCGUUCAUGAUCUG
Molecule: messenger RNA, 2888 nt
Organism: Mya arenaria
Lineage: Eukaryota; Metazoa; Mollusca; Bivalvia; Myida; Myidae
Product: beta-1,4-galactosyltransferase 2-like
Exons: 6
Coding region: 42-1802 (586 amino acids)
Biological process (GO): glycosphingolipid biosynthetic process; carbohydrate metabolic process
Molecular function (GO): N-acetyl-beta-glucosaminyl-derivative 4-beta-N-acetylgalactosaminyltransferase activity
Source: RefSeq, a predicted model, not a curated record